This is a messenger RNA of Pocillopora verrucosa, 1074 nucleotides long. NCBI's taxonomy places the organism in Eukaryota, Metazoa, Cnidaria, Anthozoa, Scleractinia, Pocilloporidae. The record is from RefSeq and is a predicted model, not a curated record.
GAGAGCUAACUAUUGUCUUGGUUAAGAAGUCUGUUUUGAACCAGUUGUAAAAUGUCUCUGUCCUUUUCUUUGGAGGAGAAUUAUUCUCUUUUGCCACUCAAUGAUUCAUUUGUACCAAAUGAGUUAGGUUCACCUUCACGUCAUGGACGUGUGAAAGGUUACGACGAAGAGUUUGAUCCGCCAUUGGAAAGCAAGUACAAAUGUACUAUUUGUCAUCUUGGUCUUCGAAAUCCUGUGCAGACGUUCUGCGGUCACAGAUUCUGUAGAGAAUGCAUUUUACACUCAAUAAGGGAUAGCCAUGGUGACUCACUUUGCCCUUUGGAUAGAACACCUUUGUCAGAAUCACAGUUUUACCCAGACAAAUUUGUGGAGCGCGAAAUUUUGGAAUUUGAAGUAUUUUGUCAAGCCAAGAAACAAUCUGGGUGUCUAUGGAAAGGUCCCCUUUCAACAUUAGAGGAUCACUUAAGUGGAUGCCAAUUUGUUGUUGUGAACUGUAAACACAACUGUGGCAAACAGCUACAAAGGAGAGACAUCCACCAACACGUGGAAGCUGAGUGCUUGUACAGGAAAACUCCAUGCGAACAUUGUGAGGAUCCAGUUUUAUGGAACGAAGUUGAGAAACAUUUUGAAAACUGCUCCAGGUAUCCUCAGCAAUGUGAAAAAUGUAAAGAGGAGGGCAUUAAAAGAGACAAGAUGAAAUUCCACUUGGAACACAAUUGCCCAAAAGUGAAGAUAGAAUGUCCCUUUAACCUUGUUGGGUGUGCAUUUGAGGGCUUACGAUCUGAUAUUGGAAAACACCUUGCUAAUGAGCAUUUUCAUGAAAUCAUGGAUUUAAUGAAAAUUGUAGUGAGCUAUCAAAUGGAAGUCACAAGAAAAGAUUCAAACCAAAUAGAAGUCAAAUCCAAGGGUGAAAAUGAAUCUCUUAUUGACAGAAAAGAAAAACAGAUUGAGCAGCUUGAAAGUGAGGUUGAUGCCCUCAAACAAACUGUUUGUGAGCUUUCCAGCCACAUGAACUGUUUAGAGCUCCAGCAAAAGAAAAUGCACAGCUUGGUGCUUAAACAGGAAAUCAAGUAA